Molecule: messenger RNA, 2385 nt
Organism: Drosophila hydei
Lineage: Eukaryota; Metazoa; Arthropoda; Insecta; Diptera; Drosophilidae
Gene: Snm1
Product: DNA cross-link repair 1A protein
Exons: 3
Coding region: 81-2033 (650 amino acids)
Biological process (GO): protection from non-homologous end joining at telomere; double-strand break repair via nonhomologous end joining; interstrand cross-link repair
Molecular function (GO): 5'-3' DNA exonuclease activity; damaged DNA binding
Source: RefSeq, a predicted model, not a curated record
GCGGAUUUCCGCAAAGCAGCUAUCGUUACAUUAUCGAAUUUUGUACAAAACACACAACAAGUAGCAUAACAAAUAUAAGCAUGUCACAAAGUGUUGGACGGAUCCGCCUUAGAAAUUUAUCUGAAUUGCAGGUUCAAAUAAAAAAUAAUGAAGCAGAUGAUCUUGCAAUAAUUUCAAUACCCAGUGCAGAUGAAAACAAGACACCGGAAAAGACAAGAAGGGCGAGAAGAAAAUGUGCAUCAUCUACAACAAAGAAGAAGACAAAUGAAGAAACUAAAAAAGUUAUUGCUACUAGCACUACGAUUAAACGAACUGGGAAAAAGGAACCUUUACCAGGUCAAAUGCGCAUUGAUUCCUUUUUCAAGAGCUGCACGAAAAGCUACAAAGUUGAGUUAUCAAAUACUUCCCCAGUAAAUAGAAAAGCACGUAAGGGAUGCAAGCGUCUAUUCGAUGAGGAGUCCACAACAAAGAUAACGGUGGAAAUCGAAAAUAAACGGAAGCCUACAAGGAAGCGGACACUGCCACAACGCAAAGCCAAGGCAAAAUGCUCAAAUUCCCCGAGUGCAAUAAUUGAUCUGUGUUCCGAUAAUGAGUCCGAAUCUAACAAAAAUGGUAUUAGCGCUAGGCCUGUGCCACUUGAGGUGCUGAAGGAUUGUCAGCUGAAUUCAUUACCCAUGGUUAAUAUACCAUGCUUAGCGGUCCAAGAAAGUAAUGGUACUGGCGCAUGUUUAACAAAAAACUUGCCCAAAGAACGAAGCCGUAAGCGUUGCCCUUCCUAUAAGAUUGUGGAAGAUACGACAUUCGUAGUCGAUGGCUUCCAAUUUGGCGAUAUACCGAAGGCGACUCACUACUUUCUCAGUCACUAUCAUGCCGAUCACUAUGUGGGGCUAACCCGAAAGUUUGCCCAUCCUCUGUAUAUGAGUCCAAUAACAGCGAGGCUCGUGCGCACAUUUAUACCCAUCCACAAUCAGUAUAUGCACGAAAUCGAUGUUGGAGAGUCCAUAACGCUCAAUGAGAUUGAAAUCACUGCAAUAGAUGCCAAUCACUGUCCGGGUGCCAUUAUGCUGAUCUUUAAAUUUACUACUGGCAAGUGUAUUCUCCAUACUGGAGACUUUCGUGCUAGCUUUGAAAUGGAGUCGCUGCCUAUUUUCUGGAACGAGCCGCGGAUUGAUGUUCUUUACCUGGACACGACAUAUUUAUCGAAGAACUAUGACUUUUGCCAUCAAUCUGACAGUAUAUAUAGCGUCUGUUCUGCAGUGAGACAAUUUCACGAGAAGAACGCCGGCAAGCGUAUAUUGCACGUCUGUGGCUCAUAUUUAAUCGGAAAAGAGAAGGUGUGGCUGACCUUGGUCGAGGAGUUUAGCUUGCGUGUCUGGACCGAACCGCAUCGCCGCAAAGCAAUUGAAUGCCUCGACUGGUCAGAGCUGCAGCUAAGCCUUUGUGAUGAUCCCUUUAAAGCUAAUUUGCAUGUCAUCAAUAUGGGAAAGAUAAGCUAUCCGAACCUAGAUCAGUACUUUAAAAAAUUUGAAGGCCACUAUGAUAUGCUACUUGGUAUACGACCUAGCGGUUGGGAAAAGAACUCCAAGCCUUCUUAUGGCAAGCGUAUCAGCGUUAUUGGAGUGGAAUAUUCUGAACAUUCGAGCUAUAAAGAGCUAGAACGAUUUGUACGUUUCCUUAAACCAACAAAGGUAAUCAGCACUGUACCUGUUGGAAGAGAUCUCUGUGUUACUGGAAAAGUUCCGACCAACUGGUACAAAUACGAAGGUUAUGGCAGUAUGAUUAGUACAAGUUAUCAACCCUCCAUUACAACGUUCUUAGAGACCGCCAAACGUAGGGUGCCAACGUUAGCAAAUACAAUCGAUAAUAUGAGCGUUAGCCCAUUGAGUAAUGAGGGCAUUAUAAAUUCUGUUAAUAAUGUGGAUCUCAUUGAAAAGCAACAAGCUAAAGAGGAAUUCGAUAAUGUGAGUUUCCCUGAUGCUGAUCAUCAGCGCGCUACGUCGGAUGCUGUCAAUGAUAUGCUCUCAUUAAUUUAGUUAUUUCUAAGAUUGAUAGUUUACUGUUUUGUUAUUUUUUAUGUUUUUAUUAAAAGUGCAACUUAAUUCUUUUUCUAACAUUCGAAUUAGAAUAUUUGCAUUUAAAUGGCAGGAAACCAAACUAGAAUAACCCGGAAUUUAUACGAGCACCACUUAAGAUAUUGUAGAACCCCUUGUAGCUUUUAGCUACAUAUCCAAAUUAUAUGUUAAAUAUACUCUACACAAAACAUAAGUAACAUGCGCUUAUAAAAAAAGCAUUAAGAUGUAAAUAUUUAAAUGUGCGCAUUCCUUAGCGCCCACCUUACCCAAGUGAACUCUCUUGAAAUAUAAACAAAGCGUGAUUUUCAUACAA